AUGGCCGCCGUCUCGAGCUGCAGUGCGCUUCUGCGGGCGAUGCCGUCGUCGGCCGCCCCGCCGUUCGAGGCCCGCGCUUCCGACGGCCACUUCUCUGGUUUCCCCAGCGCCGACGGGAAGGAGAGGAAGAAUAAGAGAUCAACCUCCUCCUUCGCCUCUCUGCGCGGCGAGCGCGGGGGGCUCUCCUCGGCGGUGAUCCUCCGCUUCCCUCCCAACUUCGUGCGGCAGCUGAGCACCAAGGCCCGCCGGAACUGCAGCAACAUCGGCGUUGCUCACAUUGUAGCGGCUUCGUGGACGAACAAACUUCCAGGCGGCCUCUCCGCCGCCGCCGCCGCCGCCGCCGCCGACGCCGUGGUGGCGAUUCCUCAGGUAGAAUCCGAUCCAGCGGGUAGGUUGCCGGAGCCGGAGUCGGCCGAUCUGAAUCGCGAUGCCGCCGUCUUUAGCUCCGACGGGAGUCUCACCGUUCACGCCGGUAAUCUCCCUUCCUCCUCGAUCGAUCUUUUCAAACCCUAACAGGGAACUGCGAUCUCUCCGCUUUCUCCUGUAGCUGAUUGAUCCCUCUACUGUAGGUGAAAGGUUUGGGCGCGGGAUCAUCACUGACGGGAUCACCACCCCCAUCGUUAACACAUCUGCUUACUGGUUCAAGAAUUCCGCCGAGCUGAUCGAUUUCAAGGUUCUGUGAAUGAAUCCCCAUCUUGAGAUCUGCGUGCACUGUCAAUCGAAAGAAUCCUCAGCUUCCUCUUCUUCUCAACGAUCGCGGAUCAUUUGCAGGAGGGGAGGCACAAGAGCUUCGAAUACGGGCGCUAUGGAAACCCAACCACCACGGUUUUGGAGGAGAAGAUGAGGUCGGUCCUUCUUCUUUCUUUACCUCCUCCCCCUUCCUGCCUUCCUUCAGGCGAUCAUCCACUGGUCUGAUCCGUCUCCUCUGCGUUGGACAGCGCCCUGGAGAGGGCAGAGUCAACGUUAUUCGUGACCUCCGGUAUGUACGCGAGCGUGGCGAUGCUGCAAACACUGGUUCCUCGAGGCGGGCACAUGGUGACCACCACAGAUUGCUACAGGAAGACGAGGGUGUUCAUCCAGAAUGAACUCCCCAAGAAGGAUAUCUCGGUACAGCUCCUCCCUCCUCCAUCUCUAGCUUUUUGGCUUCCAUAUUACAUUAAAUUAUUCUUGGGUUCAGAGAGAUCAAGAAAUCCGAUGAGGGGUCAUCAAUUUCCUGUUCCAUUUUCUUGAUAUUGUGAUAUCCCCGCCCCUUUUCUGUCUAAUUAAUCAAAAAAAUGAUCCAUCUCCAAACCUGAAUUACAGGUCACCGUGAUCGAUCCUGCAGACAUGGAGGGGCUGAAGAGGGCCUUGGAGGAGAACAAUGUCCGUUCAUUGACCCACCUCAUACUUUCGUCUCUCUCUCCCCCCCUUGAGUUAUGUUCUCGUCAGAUGAUCAGCUGAUUAUUAGUCCUUUUUUUUUAAUUUCCGAUAGGUGUCUUUGUUCUUCACCGAGUCUCCCACCAACCCGUUGUUCCGAUGCGUCGAUAUCGAGCUGGUUUCAAAGCUCUGCCAUGAGAAAGGCGCCCUCGUUUGCAUAGAUGGUACCUUCGCCACUCCCAUUAACCAGAAGGCUCUACCCCUCGGCGCUGAUCUCGUGCUGCACUCGGCCACAAAAUUCAUUGCCGGCCACAACGAUGUGGGUUGAAGAACACCUAAUUUCUCCCACAUUUUCUCACCAUUUUUAGUGACGCUGAAGAUCUUUUCUUGACCACGCCCGUUCUUCAGGUUCUUGCCGGUUGCCUCAGCGGCUCGCAGGAGUUGAUCUCUAAAAUACGUGUAUAUCACCAUGUUGUCGGCGGUGUUCUCAACCCUGUGAGUUUUCCCAUCACUUUAUUCCCUGCAGGUGGAUGAGUAAUGUUAGCAGAUAGGUAAAAAAAAAAUUCCAUGUUUUCUUCUUCAUCCUUGAUUUUCCUGGGCUUUUCUGUUUAUCCUUCGGUCUUGUGGCAAUUUGAUCAACAGAUCAUUCAUGUGUUGGCUAUGAUUAUGUAGUAAUCAUAACCAUUACAUCUGACUAUAUGGAGAAACAAUAUGUAUUCUUUUAAUCAUAUUUUGGUACUAUACGUUGUGGGAAUUAUAGUAAAGUAGGACCAAUUGACAUACAUUAUUGAUUUUUUCUUUGGCCAUGAUUAUGCUCUAAUAAAUCCCUAACUAGAGGAGAAAAUAUUGUCCUCUCUCAAAAUUUUAUGUUCAUAUAUGAUGAUAAUUCAACAUGGUGGGGAAAUUAUGAUAAAGUGUUGAUGAUCUGACUGAUAGAUUUUUGAUAUUUUGGAGUUAUGUUUAUGCUGCAAAUCAUUGCAUUAAAUAUCCGACUAACCAGAGCAAAAAUGUAGAUUCAUUUUAUGAUCAUAUCAUGCCAUUAUCUCUCGCGAGGCAAAUAUUUGAUAUUUUCUAGCCAUGAUUGUAUCUCAAGGAAUAUGCUCCUUUUUUUUUCCCCCUCGUUUUUGUAGAAUGCGGCUUACAUGAUCCUCCGAGGCAUGAAGACGCUUCACCUCCGUGUGCAACAGCACAAUCAGACAGCGUUGAGGAUGGCCCAAUUUUUAGAGGAGCAUCCCAAGGUAUAGAAAGAGUAUGUAUGUAUAUAGCGAGAGGAGAGAGAGAGAGAGAGAUGUCAUGUUCAUUCUUGAGUGGUCAGAGGACUGAAGGUGUGUGGGCCUUUUCUUCUUCUCUGGCAGAUCCGUCGCGUCUACUACCCGGGCCUCGAGAGCCACCCGGAGCACCACAUUGCUCGGCAGCAGAUGACUGGGUUCGGCGGCGUCGUCAGCUUUGAGGUGAGAACCCCCUGCCGGACCUCUAUUGAUGACCCUUCUCCGCUGUAGAUAUAUAUAUAUAUAUAUAUAUAUAUAUAUAUAUACAGAGAGAGAGAGAGAGAGAGAGAGAGAGAGAGAGCUUUCUUGUUUCUUCCAGCCCGUUCUAAAAAUGGGAGCUUUCUUUGUCUCUGUUGGUUCAGGUUGACGGGGACCUGCACGACACCAUCAGGUUCAUCGACAACUUGAAGAUCCCCUACCUGGCCCCCUCCUUCGGCGGCUGCGAGAGCAUCGUUGACCAGCCGGCCAUCAUGUCCUACUGGUUAGUACCCCCCAUCCUCCAUUCUCUUCCUAGUGUGUAGAGAGAGAGAGAGAGAGAGAGAGAGAGAGAGAGAGAGAGAGAGAGAGAGAGAGAGAGAGAGAGAGAGAGAGAGGGAUUUGUAUUAGUAUUAAGAGGAGUCUCGUGUGUGAUGUUGUGGUGUGUGCGUGGAUGAACAGGGACCUGAGCCAGGAGGAGAGGGUGAAGUAUGGGAUCAAGGACAACCUGGUUCGGUUCAGCUUCGGCGUGGAAGAUUUUGAUGACUUGAAGGCGGACGUCGUCCAGGCCCUCAAAUACGUCUGA
Messenger RNA from Spirodela intermedia, 3405 nucleotides. The record is from the annotation of a GenBank genome assembly. NCBI's taxonomy places the organism in Eukaryota, Viridiplantae, Streptophyta, Magnoliopsida, Alismatales, Araceae.